Molecule: messenger RNA, 4584 nt
Organism: Schistosoma haematobium
Lineage: Eukaryota; Metazoa; Platyhelminthes; Trematoda; Strigeidida; Schistosomatidae
Exons: 2
Coding region: 1158-1883 (241 amino acids)
Source: RefSeq, a predicted model, not a curated record
GAACAUUUUAAUGAUUGAAUAUGUGGGAAAAGGAAAGAUAUUGACAGUUGAAACUACUUUUAAAAUACUUUAUAAAGAAUGUUAGAUAGAUGUCACAAUGAUCUACAUAUACUUCAUGCUGAGAAUUUCUUUCUGUAAUACAAUACGUAAUAUUGAAUAAGGCUAUUAUUAUUAUUAUUAUUAUUAUUAUUAUUAUUAUUAACUCUAUUCAGUACUAUAUUUUUGGUAUAAUAUAGAAUUCUCAGUAUAGGGUAUUUCAGAGAGUUCCCGUCUUGUUAUUUUUCGAUCGAUGUUAAAGAUGUUAGAUCUCCAGUACUUACAUGGUAAAUACCAUAUUUUUGUGAUUUUAUUUUAAAAAUUUGAAUUUCUUUGUUUUCGCGGCAAAAGCGCUCAUUUCUACCUUCAUGUCAUAUUUCCCACUUGAGAGAAUCUUAAACGCUAUUGGUGCGUUGUAUCUUUUAGUAUGUUAUUUUGUAACGCUUCCCAAAGAUAAUUUUAUACUGUAUAUAUACGUUUGAUUUUUUUCCUGUCGUGAUUCCUCGUGCUUCUUGGUCUUUGGCUGCCGAGUCUUUGUACCGUUCGCAGACUAGAUGAACUCAUAAUCGCUUCAAACAUACCAAUCGAUAUUGACGAAAAAUAUUGGGUGAUCGCCAGUUAAAUGUCCGCAGUUCAAAAAUCGUCAUUUGAAUAAAAUUCAUUCUUUUUAAUACAUAUUGUCAGCCAUCAUAAUGUCUCCAAUUGUACAUUUUUGUAACUUGUAGAGUGAAAAGUCGUAAAAUUUUCACAAACGCACCUUAGAUGCUGUUGUUGUUCUGCAUCGCAAUAUAGUGUUCAACUUGGAAAAGGUUAAGGAGUAUGUUCGAUGCACUGUUCUGGACCAUACUUCUGCUUUUGAUUCUAUACCAAGACAACGUUUGCUUAACAAGUUAAUCAGCGUCAACACUGACAGCUGGAUAACCAACUGGCUAUGUUCCUACCUCUCUGGAAGGGAACAGUACACUGUAUUUGGAGGAAAGUCUUCAGAGUCUCUACUGUCUCAUGAAGGUGUACCACAAGGAGCUGUUCUCUAACUUCUUCUUUUCUCCUUUUUUCUGCAUGAUCUGCCAUCUUCCACACAAAACACUUUUGUGAAAUAUGCGGAUGAUCUCACUGUAUGUAUGCCAAUUUCUGCCUCUUUACAUCCCAUAGAAAUGAAUGAGAUUUUGUCUCAUAUUGAAUGUUGGUCUGUUGUUAAUGGUCUCAUACUUAAUCCAUCUAAAUGUCAAGCUGUUAACUUUAGCAUGAAAUAUGAAUGGCAUCUAAACAGCAUUUUGGGAUCCCAUAAUGCUUGUACCAUUGGAGACUCUUUGAUAAACACAGUAUCAAAGGUCAAUUAUCUUGGUGUUACUUUUUUCUCUGCUCUCUCUUGGUCUUCUCAUGUUUCACUGUUAUCGAAGAAAAUUUUCCGUCCGACCUACUAUAUAAAGAGUCUGCAUGCUUUUGGGAUUACUCCUCAUUUACUCUUACAAUCUGUCAAUUUCUGCAAUAUUACCUAUUAUUCUUUACUGUUCUCCAUUAUUCUUUCCCGAGCUUUUGAGAAAAGACUUUGCUGUAUUGUGGUUAGCAAGAUGUGUGUUGAAUCUUUCGAGGUCAUUAUUAAUAUGUUUAUGGAUAGACAUCUAAAGUCUUGCAAACUCCUGAUAGGUGUUAUCUUAUCAGAUGCUAACCAUCUCUUUCACUCACAUCUUUCUCCUUGUAUAUCCUCUGGUAAAACGAGAUAUCAUUACAUUAAAAUCUGUAUACGCAAACAAAAGUAUAAAAGUUCUAUAGUACCUUACCUAGCAAAUAUACUCUAUGACGAACAGGUUGUUAGGGCUAACCUGGUUAAUAACCUAUAUUCUUGAACAUGUCUUUAAUUUGAAAACUUGUAAUUUCAGAUCUUUUUUAUCACCUUUGUCCUUUCUUUUUUUGUUGUUGAAAUAGCUUGUGCUGAGAAUUCUAUAUCGUACUGAAUACUGAAUAAAGUCUAGGUCUUAUACCAUUUAGCACUUAUCAGUAAAACCCAUCAGUAAUCUUGAGGGAACUGAUAGCCUAAUAGAUAAAAUCCUAUCCGUAGUAAAGAACUACACAAACACGACAUUGGGUACUGUUCAAUGAUUAAUCACUUGUAGAUAUUUCAGUCCUACAGAAAGUCAGCUAUAACCCCAACAGCUCAAUGACUACAUAUGAGACCGUGAAACUGAGUAACACAGUGUUAAACCAAUCAGGAAGCACCAGUUCUUUCAGAAUUAUAGUCACAUCUUGUUGAUGAGUAUCAAAUAGCAUGAAGCUGAACUUCAGAGUUUUCUGUCGACUACUUCUAAUCAUCUAACAAAUUAUUAGUUGUGUUUAAGUUUAUACAUGUAUUUACAGGAACUGAAUAAUUCAUUUCAUUAUAUUAACAAUAGGAAAGUUCAACCAUAUGGUUUACGGAUUCGUCUUUUACGUGCCGUUGAAGCUAUCAGAAUACAUUUUCACAAACCUAAUCUUUGUACGGCAAAAAGUUUGUUCAGUCUCUCCAACUUAUUCAUCAAUAUGGUGGGGCGUUAUAACUGAACUUCAAUUCACUUCCUUCUUUUGUAAAUUAUUUUCUAAUUUCUUCCACUGCUCAUGUUUUUACAUUAUUUCAAUAUUUUCCUCUUGAUUCUGUAGAUGCCUUUUAUUUUAAUAAACCUUUCGACGAGAACAAUCAUCUAUAUUUUGUUCUGGAUCAUUCAUCACAUCAGUGGUUUAAUUAUUAUCGUCCAUUUUUGUGGUUAUAUGGCAAUCGCACGUCGUAUAUUUCUGACAUAUUUACUAGCUGCACGUACACCGAACAACCUGCAACCUGCUAAAUAAAUUGGAGGUCUAGCGACACACACAUGCACACAAAUCGUUAGUCUAUGCCGUAGAGCGAACCUCCUGCAUGCUGAUAACGGCACGAUUGCAACUACCCCAACACGGAUAGCUGUUAGUAACAUAAGUUUGGAGUCAUACUUCCGACAGUAGGAACUUAUGUCCAUGAUAUGCAACUAAAGUUCACUCACCGCAUUUGUACGCAGCAAUCGUCGUUUUCUACUUUUUCAACCAUAAUCUAAACCGAACAUCAAUCAUUUUUUCUUUAGUCGAUGAUCCUUACUUUAAUGUCUAUACACACAACAAGUAGUCGACUCCGCAUUACUAGCUGGUUAGUAAGGUUUACGUUCAUCUUAUCUAUUCGUCCACAUAUAUAACUGCAUGUUGUAUCAUUCACUAUGCACAAAUAUUACUUGAUUACUGCACUUACUAUUUUAUUUCCAUAGCAGUGUAUACCAGAACAUAGAGUUUAGAGCUGGUCUCUCAAUGGUACACUCUUAAUUGUCACAUCCAAGUCAGUCUCACUCGCUGGCAUCGAUAGUCAUAUAUAUUGGUUUUUCUUAGCACGGCUUAGUACAGUUCCGUAAAAACGAUAUCGAGAGCAUCUCCGUCUAACGAAGAAAACUACACUAGACCUCACGACCGAAAAGGAAUACGACUCGGCUUAUCUCGUCUCCUAGUAAUUAUCCUGUUCCUCUGGUCAUUCUAUUAAUACAUGUCCAAUGAUAACUCGAUGCAUCUGUCAUAACGCAAACAACAACGUACACUGACUUCUCAUUUUACGCUUAUUAUCAAUUACAGUAUAGAAACGAAUAACACCCGUCGAUGCAGUUAUCGUUUCACGAAUUUACUACUCUUAUCCUAAGAACCAGAACUCUAUGUAUGUAAAUUCGAAUUCACUCAUCGUUAAUCUACGUUAUUUACUUUACUGCGGCUCAUCAGGACAUGUUCAUAUUUCACUAUUCUGUCAGCAUCACAAACCAAUUUCUAUUAUAUUCUAUUCUACUUAUGUUGACGAUUUAUUAAGUUGUAAUAACCUAUAAACGAUUUAUUACCAUUUUCAUGGUAUUUUGAAUCGCUCAUUUUAUCGUCCAGACAGUCACAACAUAAAUGCAUGUUAAAUGAUUGUACGCUUAUUAAAUUGCUCAUAAUCACAUGCUAACAUUACCAUUUUUUGUCGGUACCUUUACGAUAUUUAUGUAUUCUUUUUACAUAAGUAUGACACUUUCAUAUAAUACACUCACUCCUCAUGUGACAUUGUACUUUAUGGAGUGUAGUACAAUUUUUUUCGUUACUUAUUGCUAACAUUAACCACAUACCACUUUCGUGUUAUUUUCGAAAACAGAUAUUUUUAAAAUAAAUGUGCUAUUUUCUACAAGGGGGCUAUAUAGUGACUGGUCCUAUAUUGAGCCCACAUAGUUUAUUCUAGCUGCUGGAAAGGUCAAUUUACCCAUUCUUUUUGAGUCACGUUUUGACUUUGUUAAUUAUUCACUUAUCAACCUUGACUAUUUUUAUAUGAGUGUAUGUAUGUACAAUUCUUAUUCUACUCAUCACAUAUCUGUAGCUUAUUUUUGUGCGACUAUAAAUAUUGUUUAACGCUUGGUUAAAUCGAGUUGCUCACACAACUUCUCCACUGCGCGUUCUUUCAUUUCGUUUCGCUUCAUUCGCUGCGAUUCUCUGAUUGUCUGUUCCUAUCAAUGAGGGUACAAAAUAUACUUAUUCAAACAUUCA